This is a messenger RNA of Cylicostephanus goldi, 1040 nucleotides long. Lineage: Eukaryota; Metazoa; Nematoda; Chromadorea; Rhabditida; Strongylidae. The record is from the annotation of a GenBank genome assembly.
AUGGGCGAUAAGUUGGAUUACGAUGAUUCAGAAUUUGAUGAUCCAAAGGUUGCUGCCUUAUUCUCAAGUCGUCGUCAAUCACGACGGUCUCUACCAUCUGUUUCAUCAGACGAUACCCGAUAUCACAAUAUCAAGACAUUGUUCAAAAACUUCUGUAACAGGACAAGUUCUCACGGUGUUCCAUUUUUGGGGUCCCCUUCAUUUUUCGGAUGGCGGGUUUGGAUGGUGGUAUGCUUUUGCGCUGCUACCCUUUUCCUCUUCCAGACAUAUUGGACGCUUUCGGAAUAUUUUCAGUAUCGGACCAUAAUCGAAAUGCAACUUCGAUUCGAAGCAGCUCCAUUCCCGGCAGCUACAGUAUGCAACUUGAACGCCUUCAAAUAUAGUGAACUUAUACAGUAUGAAGAGAUCAAAGAGGGGUUCGAUUACUGGGAAAGAGUGAUCAAUGCGCGUGAAAUGAAUGAGAUGUUGAAACAGGAUCAAGGCCUAAUGAAUAAAGUGGAUCUGAGGCAUAAACGGACACCACUAAACUUCCCAAUCGACGAGCAUGAUUUGAAAGGAGCUGUCUAUCAGCCAGUUUUCGUCAGAUGUACCUGCUUGAAUACGGAACAAUGCGUCCCAAACAGGAACCCUCUGGAGGUGAAUGCUUCUGUAUGUAUGUGCUUUGAAGAUGUCACUAAGGGUAUCAUUUGGCCUUGUUAUCCGACAAGUGUUUGGACUGUCAAGAAAUGUUCCCAUUGUUCGGCUAUAUCCAACACCUGCUCUGAUCCGGAUCAUCACAAUGGAACCAGCCAUCAGAAACCAGGACCAACACAACCAUGCCUUUGUCAAAGUAUCUCACAUCACUGUAUGGUUCAUCCAAAGGACGAGAUCAAAUGGUGGAAUCCGAAUAACUAUACGAUUUUCCCUGCCACAGAGCCUCCAACAACCAUCGUUACCGAAACUGAACAGGCUUUUGGACUGUCGGUUAGUUCUUCUUUCUUGCAAAGGCGCAGGAAUUCGCAAAUUUCAACAUCGAAUUUCUUCCUUCAUGUAUUAUAAUU